This is a messenger RNA of Meriones unguiculatus (Mongolian gerbil), 1046 nucleotides long. It is a transcript of the gene Mrps7, whose product is annotated as mitochondrial ribosomal protein S7. Gene Ontology annotation, biological process: translation; ribosomal small subunit assembly. The transcript has 5 exons. Gene Ontology annotation, cellular component: ribosome. Gene Ontology annotation, molecular function: mRNA binding; structural constituent of ribosome; rRNA binding. The coding region runs from base 58 to 786 and encodes 242 amino acids. Lineage: Eukaryota; Metazoa; Chordata; Mammalia; Rodentia; Muridae. The record is from RefSeq and is a predicted model, not a curated record.
UGUCACUCACUCAGGCGCGCUGUGGGCAGCCCUCUGAGGUCCUUGUAGCCGGCCAAGAUGGCUGCCCCCGCACUGCACGCAGCGUGUCGGUGGUCGGGGCUGGCUCUGGGAGUGAGACGUGCUGUCUGGAACCUUCCAGGGAUAACGCAAGUGAGGUGUAGCCGCUAUGCCCCUCAAUUCAGGGAUCCCUUGGUUGAUAAAGAAUCUUACCGUAAGCCAGUAGCAGAACUCACUAAAGAGGAGAAAUAUGAGCAGGAACUCAGGAAAACCCAGCUCUUCAAAGCUGCCGCCGCGACUGAAACGAGCUCAGUGUUUGCUGACCCUGUCAUUAGCAAAUUCACCAACAUGAUGAUGAAAGGAGGCAACAAAGUACUGGCCAGAUCCCUCAUGGCCCAGACUCUGGAAGCCAUGAAAAGGAAGCAGUUUGAGAAGUACCGUGCUGCCUCUGCAGAGGAACGAGCCACCAUUGAACGUAACCCCUAUAAAAUCUUCCAUGAGGCACUGAAAAACUGUGAGCCUAUAAUUGGGUUGGUGUCUAUCCUCAAAGGGGGCCGUUUCUACCAGGUCCCUUCGCCUCUAUCUGAACGACGGCGCCGAUUCAUGGCCAUGAAGUGGAUGAUCACAGAGUGCCGAGAGAAUAAGCCACGCCGGACACUGAUGCCAGAGAAGCUGUCCCAUGAGCUGCUGGAGGCUUUUCAUAACAGGGGUCCCGUGAUCAAGAGGAAAUACAACCUGCAUAAGAUGGCGGAGUCUAACCGAGCCCUGGCCCAUUACCGCUGGUGGUAGCAGGAGAGGAGAGGUGGAGAAGACCAGAACACGCUGUCAUAAAAACUGCCUAAGGGCUGCAGAGAAGGCUCAGUAGUUAAGAGCACUGGUUGCUCUUUCCAGAGGACCUGGUUUGAUUCCCAGCAACUACAUGGAGGCAGUUUCGACACCUUCUUCUGACCACUGUGGGCACCAGGCAUGCACAUGGUAUACAGACAUUCAUGGAGACAGAACACCUACACACACACUAGUAACAAUAAUAAAGUGAUGGUAAAAAGAAA